Molecule: messenger RNA, 2048 nt
Organism: Geodia barretti
Lineage: Eukaryota; Metazoa; Porifera; Demospongiae; Tetractinellida; Geodiidae
Source: the annotation of a GenBank genome assembly
AUGCGCAAGAUGCUCAGGGACAGAAUACUUCAACACCCGUUACUCUGCCGACGAUUGUGCCAGAGAAAUGCCAGCCCGUUACGUCCGUUCCGAUAUGUGAGGACAUGCCCUGGAACUAUACUCUUUUUCCUAACUUUCGGGGCCACACCAGCCAGACGGAAGCUAACCAAGAAUUGGAACAGUUUCGUCAGCUCAUUGAAGUCAAUUGCUCAGGGGCCAUUGUCAUUUUCCUUUGUUCCAUUUACGCUCCUUUUUGCACUGAUGAACAUCCCAUCAGAGUGCUCCGUCCAUGUAAGCGUCUCUGUCUGCAUGUACGUGACAGAUGUGAACCAGUAUUCAAUCAGCGGGCAGGUGGUCUUCCCUGGCCGGACCACCUCAACUGUGACAACUAUGAAGACAAUGACCUGUGUUUUUGGGCCGCAGGAACAGCUAAAUGAGGUCACAAUUCCCCCAAACCUGGUGUCCCCUGGUGACACCCCCAGUCCCCCAACAGAUAGUAGUGGUUCAUCAAUGAGCACGGCAGCAACUGAUCAAACAAUGUCAACGAGGUGCCCUAUAGAAAUGGUUGUCGCACGCAAACUUAGGAACAAGAGCUUCUCAUUUGCUGGCAUAGAUAAUUGUGGUCCAGGAUGUGGGGGGAUCUACUUCAGUGACUCUCAGCGAAAUAUUGUUGCCCCCCUCUUCAUUCUUCUCUUCGCAUUUGUUUGCAUUCUCUUUACUGCGUUUACAGUUGCUACUUUCUUCAUCAAUCGCAAUCGAUUUCACUAUCCUGAGAGACCAAUCGUGUACUUGUCACUCUGCUACCUGAUCCUGUCUGGGGCAUACUUCAUUGGGGCCAUUUCAAAACUCGUAGGUGGAGGAGACGUGUCUUUUGGAUGCACAGCAACAUACGCACGAUCCACGGAGGAGGUGGAGCAUCUCAUAACCGAGACUCAAUAUAGUGCUGAAGUAAUACCAGCUCUUCCAUCCCGCUUUGUCUUCCAAAGUCUUCCCAAUGACAAUGUCACCCUAAGGACAGCUUCUUGUGUCAUUCUAUUCCUCUUAGCGUACUACACACAGAUGGCAGCAAGCCUGUGGUGGGUUAUACUAACCUUUACAUGGUUCCUGGCGGCCGUGCUAAAGUGGGGCGAGGAAGCAGUGGCAAGACUCUGGCCCCUGUACCAUGUGGUGACCUGGAGUCUCCCUGCAGUGCAGACCAUCCUUGUGCUUGCGCUGCAACUGGUUGAUGGAGAUCAACUCUCAGGACUCUGUUACCCUGGGCAAUUCAGCCGUGUUGCUCUUGGAGUCUUUGUCUAUAUGCCUCUGCUGAUUUAUCUGCUUCUCGGAACUGUGUUCCUUGUUAUUGGUUUCUCAGCACUCGUCAAGAUCCGUCACGCACUAGAAAGGGACCCGGUUAAGGCACGGAAGUUGGGUCGACUGAUAAUCCGCAUUGGUGUGUAUGCAGGUCUGUACAUCCUCACCAACUCUAUUCUCCUCUUCAUCCAUACAUAUGAGCUAGCCGAGCGUGAAAGCUGGGAAAAGAGUUAUGUUGAGGGAGAAACAUGUCGCAGCAAUAGCAACCCUUCCCAAUGUGAAAACUCGCCAAACUUUGCCGCAUUCCUCAUCCGCUACAUCGCCCUCUUCUUUGUUGGGAUAUGCUCGACCUCGUGGGUCUUCUCGAAAAAGACCCUCAGUACAUGGACCAAGUUCUUUCAGAGCUGUGGCUGUGGUCAUGCGGGCAAGUCAGAUGUGAGCCAGGCAUAUGGUCUUCCUGAGAAGGACCCCAGGCGACUACAAACUGCAGUCUAGUAUAUACACGGACUAGACCCCCAGUAGCCCACUCAAGCAACAAGCAACCAAGCAAGCAGGCAUCAGACAGGACAGUUCGUUUUGCACUUUCUAAUCAUUUCCCACUCUUAUAAGUUUGACUAAAGCCAAAGAUACCAUAAUGGUGUGUUUCAUACAAUGUGUAAAUGUCCACCUAUGUUGUACUGUUGUGUGUGCAUACAUAGUAGUGUGUGUGCUACACCGUAUAUACGUAAACGCACGCUGUCGUGUGUACGCGGACC